UAGAUUGCAAAUACACCAAAGAAUUCGCAUUUGGGGGACUGCAACUAAAAAGUGCCUAUUUCAUUGAUUUAUUAUGGCUCUUCCUAAACGUAUUAUAAAGGAAAUCGACACUUUGACAAGAGACCCUCCGCCAGGAAUAGAGGCAUCUCCUAUGGAGGAUAAUCUGCGCUACUUCCAAAUCACAAUUGAAGGACCUCAUCAAUCUGCUUAUGAAGGAGGAAAGUUUCAUUUGGAGCUCUUUUUACCCGAAGAAUAUCCCAUGAUGCCCCCUAGUGUUCGUUUCUUGACUAAAAUUUAUCACCCUAAUGUUGAUAAACUUGGUAGAAUUUGCCUUUCCACGUUGAAAAAGGAUUGGAGUCCCGCUCUUCAAAUUCGUACUGUCCUAUUGUCUAUCCAAGCCCUAAUGGGAGCACCAAAUCCAGACGACCCUCUGGACAAUGAUGUUGCUAAAAUCUGGAAAGACAAUGAGCAACAAGCCAUUUUAAAUGCUCGCGAGUGGACUCAAAAGUAUGCUUUGUAAUUAAUAGAUUGAAUACGAUUCUUUUAUGAUACAUGACAGUAUUUACCUAUGCUAUCGUUAUGUUUUUCGCGCUACCAAUUAUCUUCAAACGUGAGGAAGUAAAUAUCUGACACAUAAUACAAGUGAAUUUUCAAAUAUAGCAGCUCUUCCUCAACAGAACUUAGUAUACAUAUUGAUUUUAAAGGAAAACUGUCCGUUUAGUC
This is a messenger RNA of Schizosaccharomyces octosporus yFS286, 723 nucleotides long. Its product is annotated as ubiquitin conjugating enzyme Ubc13. Bases 74 to 520 code for a protein of 148 amino acids. Gene Ontology annotation, molecular function: ubiquitin conjugating enzyme activity. Gene Ontology annotation, biological process: DNA damage tolerance; protein K63-linked ubiquitination. The record is from RefSeq and is a predicted model, not a curated record. The transcript has 4 exons. Lineage: Eukaryota; Fungi; Ascomycota; Schizosaccharomycetes; Schizosaccharomycetales; Schizosaccharomycetaceae. Gene Ontology annotation, cellular component: nucleus.